AGUCAAUAAUUAUAAUUUGUCGAAUAGAAUCAUGUAUCUGAGAUACGUUAGUCUCUUGUUUCCGUUGUUUUUCCAUGAAAUUAGUGGCAUUCCCAAUGAAAAACCAAUAAUAAUCAUUGGUGCUGGACCUGCUGGUAUCGCUGCAGCUACAAGACUUCUGGAAAAUGGCAUCGAUAACAUCCUGAUUCUCGAAGCUGAACCAAGAAUUGGAGGUAGAAUCUACUCCACCAAAUUCGGUGACACUAAUGUGGAUAUGGGUGCCAUGUGGUGCCAUGGUCAAGAAGGCAACAUCGUCUGGGAAAAACUGGUGGAUAUGAAUCUGACAGAUCUUGUGCGUUCCACUCAACAUCCCCGAACAUUCCAUAUUUCUUCGAGAAAAGAGCUUGGGAAAGAUUUCGAACAGAAACUUUAUGACAUUAUGAUGGAAAUCCUGGAUUCCGAACAAGCUGAGGAAAAUGAGAGUGUUGGAUUCGCCUUUGGAAAAAUAGAGAAACUCAACUACGCUAGAGCAGCCAGCAAGUGGCUGGAGCAUGUUACGAUGAGUAUAGAAGGUUCUCUAUCAUGGUACGAUUCCAAAUCGAAAACCACCUAUGAAGAAUGCGGUGGCAACCAACACCUCAACUGGAGGGGUCCUGGCUACAAAAUCUUCCUCGAUAUCCUCAUGAAAAAAUAUCCCACCGGCAGCAAUCCUCUUCCAAUCGACGACAAAAUUCUACUCAGCAAAGAGGUGACCAAAGUCCUAUGGAACCCCGCAGCGACUAGAAACAGGGUGGAGAUAGCUUGCGCGGACGGCUCUUCAUACGUAGCCAGUCACGUGGUGUUCACCCCUUCGCUGGGGGUACUCAAAGAAAGAGGGGAGGAGAUGUUUGUGCCUAGGUUGCCAGAGAGGAAAAUGAUCGCGAUUAAGAGAGUCGGGAUGGGUGCAGUCAUGAAAGUGUUCCUGCACUAUCCGAGGCGAUGGUGGCGAGACGAGGUUGCUUUCAAUUUGGUUUGGGAUGAGAAUGACAGGAAGAAUGUCCGGAAUGAAUUCACACAAGGACCUUGGAUGUUGAAUGAUGUAAACAAUAUAUACAAACUGAAUAAAAAGCCAAAUAGUCCUAUAAUAGUGGAAUUCAUCUCAUACCUGAAAAAACUAGAAAUCUACCAAAACAAAGAAAAAUUGAGAAACUUGAAAGGAUCGAAUAUAUCGAUAUCCAACGACCUCUGCAAUAAAGACCAAGAAGACCAAAAGGUGCUCAGACAGCAUCUUAAGGAAGCGAGACAGAAAAACAAGAUAGCAAGAAUUAGAGGGAAUAGAAUUGAAAUUGAAGGCCAGUGGUUUACAGUAGAAGAUCUGAAAGAAAAUGAAUCAGACAUAGAAUACGAUAGUGAUGAAGACAGUGAUGAAGAUAGCGAGGAAGAUCAAACAUCAGGUGAUUGUAAAAUAACUGGAGCAAACCAAGAAAAAAACACCACUGAAGUCCAGCAACAAGUACAAAAUAAAGAAGACGGAAAUUCAUCAUCAAACAAGAAGAAAGAAACAAAUAAGAAUGGAGAAUCAUGGAUAACUCGUCUAUAUUCCAUUGAGAUGUUGGAAGAAAAUCCCAAAGUAUUGCUGGUAUGGAUUACCGGAGACGUAGUGCCUGCUUUGGAGAAUACGGAUGAAAAAACUCUACUAUCUGGGAUAGAAUUCACCCUGAAAAAGUUCCUUGGUCAUCUUUACGAUAUACCCAAACCAGACAAGGUUUUGCGCUCAAACUGGUAUUCCAAUCCACACUUCAGAGGAAGUUAUUCCUUCCAAUCGUUGAGCAGCACAGACAACAACAUUCCGGAUUUGUUGGAACCACUUAGAACCUCGAAUGGUUCUUACAUUAUACAAUUCGCGGGGGAAGCGACCAGCCCUACCCACUUCUCAACCGUUCAAGGAGCUGUUGAAUCUGGUUACAGAGAAGCAGAUCGUCUCAUUGGACUGUACAAGUAUCCUUUGCUAAUUAAUUCCCUUGUGCAUUGAUUAUUCAUCAAUAAGACGUUUGUAUAAUUAUUAUUAGAGAAAUAAAACUACCACAUGAGUUGCCUC
Molecule: messenger RNA, 2056 nt
Organism: Phaedon cochleariae (mustard beetle)
Lineage: Eukaryota; Metazoa; Arthropoda; Insecta; Coleoptera; Chrysomelidae
Source: the annotation of a GenBank genome assembly